CCGGGAGCCGCCGCCCGGGCGCCCGGGGGAGGCGGCGGCGAAGGGGUUACGGCCGCGCUCCGCCGCCUCCCCGCGCCGCGGCCAAAGUCCUGCGACAUGAGCGCGGCCCGGCGCGGCGGGGCCGGGGCGGCGGCGGCGGCGGCGGCGGCGGCGCCGGGGGGCGGCGGGGGGGCGCGGGGGGGGCGGCGGGGGGGGGCGCUGCCGGCGGCCGGGGAGCGCGUGCUGGAGCAGGCGGCGGCGGCGGCGGCGCGGCAGCGCGGCGGCGGCUCCGUGCGCGGCACCUUGUACUGCACCAACCUGCGCGUGGCCUUCGUGCCCGCGCCCGGCGCCCAGGCCCCCGCCUCGCGGCCCUUCCCGCACAGCGACUACGACGUGGCGCUGCCCUGCAUCCGCAAGCUGGUGGCAGCCAGCAGCUUCGCCAAGCCCAAGGUGCUGACGGCCGCCUCCAGCCUCAAGUUCGUCCCCGAGGAGCUGGCGGUGCACUGCCGCGACUUCCGCGUGCUCCGCUUCCACUUCCACGAGAGCGGCCUGCAGCCCCAGGCCUUUCGGGUCGCCACCGCCAUCGCCCGGGCCCGGGAGACGGCCGCGUGGCCGGGGGACGCCGAAACGGCGCUGGAGGAGGACGGGGAGGAGGAUGAGGAGGACGACAGCGACGAGGAGGAGGAGGAGGAGGAGGAGGAGGAAGGCCCCACGCUGCUCUUCGAGAGCCUCCGCGACUGGGAGAAGGAGCUGAAGCGGCAGAGUGCCGCGGGCUGGCGGGUGAGCGCCGUCAACGAGCGCUUCGACAUGGCCACCAGCCUCCCCAAGUACCUGUGGGUGCCCGGCCGCCUCCUGGACAAGGACCUCAAACGGGCUUUCGCCCACUUCGAGGAGAGGCGGGUGCCCCGCCUGUGCUGGCACCACCCCGGCGGCAGCGACCUGCUGCGAGCCGCCGGCUUCCACGCCGCCUCCGAGCCGCAGCGCGAGGACGUCAGGUGCCUGGAGGCGCUGAUGCUGGCGGGCCACGCGCAGUGCGUGCUGGUGGACGCGGCGGCCGAGCUGCCCAGCCUGGCCGAGCUGCAGCUCGCCUACCUCAAGCUGCGGGCGCUCUGCCUGCCCGACUCGCCGGUGGCCGACGACAAGUGGCUGUCGGCGCUGGAGGGCACCCGCUGGCUGGACCACGUGCGGGCCUGCGUGAGGAAGGCGAGCGAGGUGGUUUCCCUGCUGGCCGCGAGACGCUGCUCCGUCGUCUUGCAAGAGCCGGAGGACCGCGACCUCAACUGCCUGCUGGCCUCGCUGGCGCAGCUGCUGGGGGACCCGCACGCCCGCACGCUGCCCGGCUUCCAGAGCCUGGUGCAGAGGGAGUGGGUGGCCGCGGGACACCCCUUCGCCCGCCGCCUGGGCCUCGGCCGCCCCAGCCCGCGGGACGAGGCGCCCGUUUUCCUGCUUUUCCUGGAUUGCACCUGGCAGCUGGUGCGGCAGUUCCCCGGCUGCUUCCAGUUCACCGAGAGCUACCUGCUGGCACUGCACGACAGCAGCUUCGUGCCUUACUUCAGCACCUUCCUCUUCAACUGCCAGUGGCAGCGGGGCCGGAGCGGCCAGCCCCGCGAGCAGAGCUACACGCCGGUGGGCGGCUGGCGGGAGCCGGCGGCGGCGGCGGGGGGGGGUCAGCGGGGCGCCCCGGCCCGCCGGCCGCUCACCGUCUGGGACUGGCGCCUGCGCUACAGCCGGCAGCAGCGGGCCCGGUUCAGGAACCCGGCGGGACCCGGCGCCGGCUCGGCCCCCGCCGGCCCCGCGGCCCCCCAGCCCGGCGGCGGCGGCGACGGCGCGGGGGCCGUGUGGGUGCUGGCCAAGGGCGCGCUGUGGCCCCAGCCGCAGCCCUUCCCCUGGAGGAGCGGGGCGCUGGGCAAGCGCCUGCCGCGCUGGGCCCCCUCCCUGGAGAGCCUCAGCGAGCCGGAGCGGGGCCCCGUCGGCAGCCCCCUGCCCGCGCCCCCCCGGGGGCCGCUGCUGCCCUGCGCCGCCGGCCCCGCCAUCCGCCUCUGGCGCCGGUGCUACCUGCGCGCCGUCCCCGAGGGCCAGCGCGGGCGCUUCGCCCCCUCGCCGGCCGGCCUCGCCGAGGAGCUGCGGCUGCUGCAGGAGCGGCUCCGCGCCUGGCGCCCCACCGCCACCAGCACCGCCACCCCCCGCGGCCCCGAGGAGCCCCGGGCUGCCGGCGACCCCCUGGCGCCCUCCCGCUGAGGGCCCGGCGGGGACCCGGCUCGGCCUCGGGCGUCAUUCCCAAACGCUGCCCGGGAUCCGGGAGCGAUCGCCGAGGAUGGAGACCUUCGGGAUGAGGACGCUCGAGCCGCUUUUCCGUUCCCGUUUUUGUUCGGCGGUGCAGGGAGAAAACCGGCGGGUUUAACACGCUGCGUUUUAUUCUGCAAAGCUCCGGGUUUUCAGGAGGAUGAGCCGGAGACACCGCGGGAGAGCAGCGGGUCCAUCUGGCUGCACCGAGCGAACCGUGGAAGAGGAAAACAGGCUUGCUUCCCCGAGCGGGCGGCCGAGGGCCCGCGCGGCCGGAGGAUCCGCGUCACGGUGCAGCGCUCAGCGGCGAGCGGCGGGACGAGGGCCGGCGGCGGGCGGCCGGGGCCGAGUCUGUCUAUUUUUGUAGCGACGUUUCUAUUUAAAAGCCCAUUAAAGCGCAGUGUCUGCAGCGGGA
This is a messenger RNA of Dromaius novaehollandiae (emu), 2677 nucleotides long. It is a transcript of the gene MTMR11, whose product is annotated as myotubularin related protein 11. Gene Ontology annotation, molecular function: phosphatidylinositol-3-phosphate phosphatase activity. The record is from RefSeq and is a predicted model, not a curated record. Lineage: Eukaryota; Metazoa; Chordata; Aves; Casuariiformes; Dromaiidae. Bases 97 to 2217 code for a protein of 706 amino acids. Gene Ontology annotation, cellular component: membrane; cytoplasm. The transcript is spliced from 15 exons. Gene Ontology annotation, biological process: phosphatidylinositol dephosphorylation.